UGCCGAAGGUAAACAUUUAAAAGUCGGCUUUGUCAAAACAAAAUAUCGUUAAUAAACUAAGGAUUUUGAUCGAACAUCGUAGAUUAAACUUUCCAUCAAACAAUUUGUGUCAACGACAGCAGCCUAUGAAAAAACUAUAAUACGCUGAAGUGACAAAAUUUGUGUUUGGAAUUGAAAUAAAAACAAAAACCUUAUCACCAUCUGCAACAUGGAUGAGAAAAUGUCAUAUAAGCGAAUAUCCGGUGAGGGUUGCACAGACAGCAACGUAGACAAAGAGGUUGCAAUGGAGUCGGUGGAGGUGUCGGCUGCUUGCAUUGAACAUAAUGACAAUAACUGUAAUGAAAGCAAUUCUCCAUCGUCACCAACUAAAACAGACAAAACCUGUAGCGAUAGCGGAGUUUGUAAAAACAUGGGGGAACAAUUAACAGCGGCUAAUAUGGAUGUAAAUUCAGAAGCAUGUAAAACAAAUACAGAAGAAACAACUCCUCUCCCACCACCAAAUAAAACAGUCCUUAGCCCAACUAUUAACGAUACUUCAAAUAUGGAAAUCUCCCCAUCAAAUAUUGAUAGUGAAGACUCAAAAUGUGAAAACGAAAAUGAAGAAAAUAUCGGUCCAAACAGUAGUAGCGCCGAGACGUCAAAUGAAUUACUUGCAUGGCCAAGGAAUACGCGACGAGAAGGACGAAACUAUCGGCAUAGUAUGCAAGGCAAUGAAGAAGAAGAAGAAGUGGAUGUAACUGAAUCAAAUUCAGUAAUAGCUGAUGGAACUGAGGAAGAGCAAAUGCCGCUGCUAUCGGAACCAGUUACACAAACAGAAAAUACGGUAACGCAAGUUAAUACUGAUACAUCAAUGUCGGGCGAAGUAGCAAACUCGCCCUCGACUUCCGAAAAUGCAAACGGAUUACCAUCUGUCAGUAGCAGCUCUUCUUUCAGUGAUGACGAUGAUAUUGAUGAUGAUGAUAGCGAUGGUGACGUAGAUUUCGAUUCUGAUUAUGAUCCUCGGUUAAUUGAAUAUGUCAAUGAAGUAGCCGAUGUUAUGAAUAAGCCUAAGCCACCAUAUACCUGGCGCUCAACAAAUGAGUUAAUGCGAAGAGAGCAUGGACUGAGCGGUGAUGGCCGCAAAACUUUACGCAGCGGUAUGUCACUGGGAUUCAAUGCACGUUUUUAUGGAUCGCGACACGUUGUGGAACGUAUGAAAAUUUCUCAUUGCCUACUAAAGCAUAGCGGUUGUGUUAAUUGCUUAAACUUUAAUCGCUCCGGCGACUUGUUGUGUUCUGGCUCAGAUGACACACGCAUAGCUGUCUGGGAUUGGGCGCAGAAAAAAGCAAAAUGCGUUUUUAAAUCAGGGCAUACUGAGAACAUAUUUCAAACGAAAUUCAUCAGCAGUACAGGUGUUUUGGACAUUGUCUCCGCUGGUCGCGAUGGUCAAGUACGUCGAUCGAUAUUACCAUCAUCUGGAGGUAAACCACAAACGUCUUUGCUAUAUCGGCAUAAUGGCUCUGUGCAUAAACUUGUGAUGAGCCCCCAAAACCCCUAUGAAAUAAUAAGUGCUGGUGAGGAUGCUCAUAUACGACAUAAAGAUUUGCGCAGCGACGAAGGUGCUACCAGCAUCUGUAAAGUACAGAACAGCAAGAAGAAACGAAAAAUACGACUCUUUAGUAUUGCUCACCAUCCUUAUGCACCGGAAGUAUGUGUUAGCGGUUGCGAUAAUUUUGUACGUACCUACGAUAAGCGCAAUAUGAGUAAACCAGUUUACCAAAUGUGUCCCGCACAUUUAAUUAAGGAUCACACGCCACAAGUUACUUGUGCUGUAUACAAUAACACUGGUAGCGAAGUGCUAGCAUCUUAUAGUGAUGAAUUCAUAUAUUUAUUUAAUAAUAAACCUUAUAAAACCGGAGAAUAUCUCCAUCGUUACCGUGGGCAUUAUAAUCAUAAAACCAUUAAGGGUGUUAACUUCUUUGGACCCAAUUCAGAAUAUAUCAUCAGCGGUAGUGAUUGCAGCAACAUAUUUUUCUGGGAUAAAAAUACGGAGGCAAUAGUAAAUUUCAUGCCUGGUGAUUCUAUUGGGGUGGUUAAUUGUUUAGAACCACAUCCAACAAUACCUGUGCUAGCAACAUCGGGGCUCGAUUCAAGCAUUAAAAUAUGGACACCUACUAGUAAUGUGUACCCACCAAAUUUGUCAAAACUUGAAGCAUGUGUGAAUCGUAACUUAAGGCACGCUGCUUACACCGACGAAUUCGACGACAGAGAGUUCCAUAGUUUCAUUCGUCAAUUUCUUCGCCGUCCUCCUCGACGUGGUACACGUGAAAACUUAAGCAGCAGCAGCAGCAGUAACAGCGAUGAAGAUAGUGAUGCAUUUGAAAACUCACAAAUGGAUGGGAUACAAUGCCACACUCAAUGAAAAUGAAUUAUACUUAAAGAUGUUUUUAAAACGUGGCGAAAUAGUUGAUGAAUAUCAAUAUCUUUCUUAUAUUAAACUUUUUAUUUCCUCUAUCUUUCUGUUGGAAUUGUUGAGCCUUAUUAGUAGUUGUGUACGAUGCAAUUCAAUGUGAGUUUAUCGCCUAUUAAACUUAUUUAGAAUAAUCGUGCCAAAAUUGUUUGUUGAUUAUCAAAAUAAUACAUAUAUAUUUCGUGUAAUAUUUGAAUUGAAUAUUGAACCCAUUGAAUAAAAAAAUAUAUAUAUACAUAACUAAU
This is a messenger RNA of Ceratitis capitata (Mediterranean fruit fly), 2694 nucleotides long. RefSeq names its product DDB1- and CUL4-associated factor 8. Lineage: Eukaryota; Metazoa; Arthropoda; Insecta; Diptera; Tephritidae. Bases 209 to 2401 code for a protein of 730 amino acids. The record is from RefSeq and is a predicted model, not a curated record. Gene Ontology annotation, molecular function: protein binding. Gene Ontology annotation, cellular component: Cul4-RING E3 ubiquitin ligase complex; cytoplasm. The transcript has 9 exons.